AUGUGGUGCCAGGGCAAGAAAAUCCGCAGUGCAAAAGAUGCAAGUCUGCACGUAUCCAAUCCACCGGAGUGCGCCGAGCCGAGCAAGGCAAAUCCUAAAAUACGCAAAUCAUCACCCUCCCAGCCACAUUCUAGUCCGACCCAGACACCCUUGCUUCCUUUACAGCGGUUCGAUGGGAGUAAUAGCGACCAAAGCGUAACAGCAGCCAACUCCUUGACUCUUUCCGCGUUUGAUCGAGAUUGUCUCAUCUAUCUUCAAGAUUCGACAUUGGUGGUUCUUCUAGGCAAGCAUUGGCCAUGGUCUGCUGUUUCUUAUACAUAUCACAAAAUCGCUGUGAAGGAGCCGAUGGUCAUGAGUAUGAUGCUUGCCAGUACAGCUAAAGAAAUCCAUCGAUCACGCCUUUAUGACCAAGAUGUCUUACCAAUUCCUUCCUCGAAUACUGAGACAUGUGCACCAGAUGGAUCAAUGCACUACGGUCGAGCUCUUGCGAGUCUACGUCACGCUCUGAAACAAGAUGUCAAGUCUCCACAUAAAAUCGAAGCUAUUUUUAUCACACUUUGGCUUAUGAUCGACUAUGAGAAUCGGUUUGGCAGUGGAGCAUCUGCAAUCAACAUCCAUAUUCGAGGAAUUGAAACUAUUCUGCAUAAUCACAUUGUACCUUUACUCCAAUAUCAAGCGUCGGGGCCUGACAAAAACGUCCAAUCUCAGCUACCUUCGUCGCCAGCAAUCACCCCCGAUGGGUUCUCGCCUCGACAGGUGUCCCCAGAAACUCAAUCGGAUAAUACGUCAUUGAAUACAAAGGCAACCCCGCCGAUGCUCUAUUCAAAUCCAAAUUCACUGGACACUUUACGUCGGACUUCUGUACCUCUCUUCCUCCUUUGGACCUUAUAUUUCUUUACCCCGGCUGCUCUUUUCUUUGGUCCUGGAACGGGCCGACUAGACACGGAUAUUUUCCAGUUCUUCUUGGGUGAAGAUGAUACCGGACGUGGGCCCUUGGAUCUACCCGAGCUAUACAGAAUCAGCAGACAGUCCCCUGCUCGCUUCUGGGGUGAUAUGUACCCCAUGUCUGCCCAACUAGAUGACUUGGAGAAUCAGCCGGGUCUUGCAUUGUAUCACCGAAGCCACGUUUUACAAUUUAAAAUCACUGAAUUGUUCAAGCGUGGCCCUCCAGCUGAAAAUACUGUUGGUUCAAUCUCACCAUAUCAACAUCUCAUUCAUGAAAUAAAUAGACUAUCUGUGGAAUACGAUACCCUCCUCACCUCUGCGAAGAGCUCAUCAUCUUGUGAAUCAAUCGGAAGCGAUCGACGGGUCAUGGAAACGGUUUACUGGGCAAGCAUCACAUUUUACAGCACAAUGAUCUACUUCCAUCUUUGUUUCCAAGAAGUUUUGAAUAAGGGAUCUAGCACCCAGAUCCAUGGCAGCUUUAUGACGCUCAGUACUGCCGUUUCUCACGUCCUGGAAUUGAGUCUCAAGCUUCAUCGCAGCCGACCACGUCUUAUGGUCCGAAUAACAUGGCCGUUGUUUAUCGCUGGCAUUGCAACGUCUGAUCGCAUAUAUCAAGACUGGGUUUCGAUCCGGUUACGAGAGCUGAGUCGAUAUGGUCAAAAUUAUGGACGAAUCAGCAAGAGAUUUGACGAAAUUAUUCAAGGUGGUCACCCUUAUGUAUAUGAACGACAGGGCCAUUUCUUGAGCUGUUAA
Molecule: messenger RNA, 1698 nt
Organism: Penicillium angulare
Lineage: Eukaryota; Fungi; Ascomycota; Eurotiomycetes; Eurotiales; Aspergillaceae
Exons: 3
Coding region: 1-1698 (565 amino acids)
Source: RefSeq, a predicted model, not a curated record